Leptosia nina is the source of this 4665-nucleotide messenger RNA. Lineage: Eukaryota; Metazoa; Arthropoda; Insecta; Lepidoptera; Pieridae. The record is from the annotation of a GenBank genome assembly.
AUGAGUGAAGAAAGCUAUGAAGAAAGACAAAAUAAUGAGCUAGUCGCCUUGCAGGCUAUUUAUGGAGAUGCUGUAGUAGAUUUUCGCAAGAAAGCUGUAUGGAAUGAGUGGCGUCCCUCAGAUUUAUUAUUAACUUUGUUACCGCUGCACAAUUCUGAAGGUGUACACUGUUCUGUUACACUACAGUUCAAAUGUUGCCACAACUAUCCUGAUAAGCCACCAACAAUAACAAUUCAUAAAAUGUUUGGUCUGUCUGAUGAGAAUGCUGCUAAAUUACUAUCUAAUUUAAAGAGUUUGGCUUCUGAACUCUGUGGUGAAGUUAUGAUUUUCCAAUUAGCGCAACAGACUCAGCAAUUUCUACACGAUCAUAACAAACCGACUCUGUCUUUUUAUGAUGAAAUGUUGAAACAAAAAACAGAAAUGGAAAAGUUAAAGCAACAUGAUAUACAACUUAAAGAAAACGAAGAGAGGAAAAAAAUGAAAGAUGAAAUUCAAAGGCGUCAAGAAACAUUAAAGAGUUCAGAAAAACGGGUCCACCGUUCCAGUCUGAGCCAAGAGCAACCAGAACCUGAUGGGCAUGGAGAUGCUCCUAAGUUACUAUAUUAUGCUGAUGAAAGAAUGUCGCCGGCAAAAAAGGUGACGCGCGCCCGUACUGGGAACAUUCCAUGCACGUGCAAUAGUCGCGGUGCGCAAGUAUUAAGGUAUACCCAACGGAAUAAUAAGAAAGUGUAUAUAGGAAACUGUUUAGGCCACUCUUCAAACGGCUCCACGACUUAUCUCGCAAUCGACGACGACGGUCAGCAAGUAAUCGCAAAGAAGUGGUGUCUCUCCCCUGCCUCGGAUUUCCAAACGAGAAAUAAACAACUCAACUCGAUCCAACUAGAACUCAAAGCUAUGUGCCGCUUGAAACAUCAAUCUCUUAUUCCCUACAUCGCCAUGGAAAUGUUGACCGAAUCGAAACGAUCGCCACGCCAAUAUGUAUACAUCUUUCGGAACUUUGUUCUCGGCAGCUCGUUGAAAUACUUGCAAGAUAAGAGUUCGUUUGGCGAUUUGUUUGAAGUUUUGAAGCUUGUGCGUCAUAUUGCAUUGGGAGUGUUUAGCGCGUUGAAGGAAUUGCACAGUAUUAACGUGUUACACCGGGAUGUGAGGUGUGAGAAUGUGUUCUUGGAGGAUAGUGGAACGGUCAAACUGGUUGGUGCUAGCUUGGAUAUUCGGUUAACUGAAAUUCAUGAUGGAGAUAGUUUUGGUGAGAGACACACCAAAGCUCAAGACAUUUAUGCUGCAGCUCAAUUACUGCUAUCAAUAGUUUCACCGGAAGCAAUACAAGAGAUACCACCUGACUUUCCCGGUUCUGCUAAGGACUUCUUCUCAAGAUGUUUGACAGAGGAUGAGCAUUCUCAGUGGCCGGCCGAACAGCUGGUGCAGCACGGAUUUCUUGUUGAUGCACCUGUCAAGUUGCCCAACAGCAAAGAGAAUAAUAAAGCAAAUAGUGAAUCUGAGGAUGAAGAUGGUGCUAAUAAAAUUAAUAAUAUAAGUACUCUAGCUAAUGGCCAUUCGAGAUUAAAUGCAGAGUUUGAAGUUCUGACAUGGCUCGGCAAAGGUGCUUUUGGAGAUGUACUGAAGGUGAAAAAUAAACUCGACGGUGGCUUCUACGCUAUCAAGCAUGUCAAAUUGAAUCCAAAAAGUGUUGAAUUGAACAAAAAGAUUACUCGCGAAGUGAAAUUAUUGUCGCGGCUAAAUCAUGAAAAUGUCGUCAGAUAUUAUAAUGCCUGGAUCGAGACUAUCAUGGACACAGAAGUGGAAGAAACGACUGUUGCGAGGACCCCUGUUAGGAGGAAAGGGGAUAGUCUUGCUGAUGUUGUAGCUAAACUAGGUCAGGAGGUCAAAAUAAACUGGUCAAUGUCGGAUGGUCCAGUACAGGCUAGGGAUAGCGAGUCAUCGGACACUGAAGAGGAAUCUGAUGACGACGAUGAACCAGAUCUCUGGUUCAAUAUUAUGAACCCGGACGAGGAUUCAAGCAGCGUGAUAGAAUUCGAAGGUGACUCCCAAAACCAGUCUCUCACUCUGCCGUCUGAGGAAACCACGAUUGCAGUGGAACCACGUCUUCAACAAGUGCUCUAUAUUCAAAUGGAGUUUUGCGAGAAGAAUACUCUUCGUCAAGCGAUAGACAAUUCACUGCAUAGGGAACAUUUCAGGGCUUGGAGACUUUUUAGAGAGAUUUUAGAAGGCCUAGCCCACGUUCACCAAAAGGGCAUGAUACACCGAGACUUAAAACCUGUCAAUAUUUUUCUGGAUUCCAAUGACCACGUCAAAAUUGGUGAUUUCGGUCUCGCAACGAAAGUUUUCACUACUUUGCCUGUUGAUGAUAGGGUGCAGGAGAGUAAAGAUAAUGAUGGUCUUCUAACGGGAAAGGUAGGCACAACACUAUACGUGGCGCCAGAACUUCAGCAAUCUGCCGCAAAAGUGAUAUAUAACCAGAAAGUGGAUAUCUACUCGCUGGGUAUAAUACUUUUCGAGAUGUUUAACUCGCCCUUCGAAACGGGCACGGAGCGAUUCGCAGUGCUUACAAAUUUAAGGAAGAAAGAUAUUGUCAUGCCGAAGGAAUUUGUUCGAGAAGAGAAUGCAAAACAGAUUCACGUUAUAAGGUGGUUAUUGCAUCACGACCCAGCCUCUAGACCUACUAGCGCAGAACUAUUAGCAAGUGAACACGUACCAAGGACGGUCCCCGAAGGCGCGUUAUCUGGUCUUCUUUCUCAUACUCUAUCAGAAAGGGGUUCUAGGGCGUAUCAAAGACUUAUCUCUGCCUGUUUGGAUCAAAAACCAUCACCAGCAGAGGAUUUCACCUACCACAGUGGCGUAAAACACAAGCCAAUGGAUGUGAUAGCGGCGAUAAAAGAUGUUAUUACUAAGGUGUUUCGUAGUCACGGCGCUACAGAAUUCUCGCCACCGUUGUUGAUACCGCGAGCAAAUAGAUGGGACCAAUAUCCGAAUUCUGUGAAAGUAAUGACUUUAUCUGGCUCCGUUUGCCAUCUGCCGCACGAUUUAAGGUUGCCCUUUGCUAGACAUAUAGCCUAUUCGGGAAUAAAAUAUGUGCGCCGUUACGUAAUGGACCGGGUAUACAGAGAAACGGAACGGACUUUAAAAGGCUUUCAUCCUAGGGAGAUUAUUGAGUGUGCUUUUGACAUGGUCACACCAAGUAAUGAUACACUUUGGCCUGACGCAGAACUUCUAGUAGUCGCAUGUCGGGCAGCGACGGAAAGUUCCCUCAAAGUCACCAUACAGUUGAACCACACGGAUCUGUUGAAAACGCUGCUGUUAUCCUGUGGGGUGCCUCUGGACAAACAUGCACUGAUCUACCCUGUUCUUGUGGAUGUAAGCUUGGGUCGCAUAACAAGCCUCCAGCUUCAAACUCAUUUGGCUACCCUCUGCGUGACCAACCGAGACAUUACCAACCUCCUCCGGCUCAUGGAGGCUGAUGUAGAAGUGAAGCAGGUCAGAGAUCUAAUAGCCCAAGUCAGGAGUGACAAGUGGAGUGAGACCCUGGAGAGAGCAGUUGUAGAGUUAGAAACUGUUUGCAGUUAUGCUGCUGUUCUGGGUUGUGAGUGUCAAAUAACAGUGGCCCCGUUCCUCGCGUACAAUGCGACUCAACACCGCGGCGUUUUCUGGCAAAUGUCGGUGUUGAGACAGCAUCAUUUGCGGCCCUCGGCGAAGCAUCGAUCCAAAGACCUAAUAGCAGCGGGUGGAAGGUAUGAUAACCUCGUAGAGGAGUUUUGGAAGGUGGCUCGGGCUGAAAAAGACCACGAGGAUUCAGAACUGCAAUGCAGUUCUGUCGGUUUUUCAAUGGCAAUAGAGAGGAUGGCCGCCAUAUUGAAGAGUUUGGAUAUAGAUGUUUCUACUACAAAAUCAAAUGAGCGUGAGUUAGUGUGCGUGUGUCUAUCGGGUGCUCACGCACGGGAAGGGAUAGACUCAAAUCGAGGCAGACUCGCUCGACAACUCUGGGCUCAUGGCUAUAGUGCAGUCUGUUGGCCCUGCAGUGCGAGCGAAUCCCAUGACCUCACUAGGGCCUCUAUAGUCCUGGUGCCAGUGGACAACUAUGUGCUUGUGUCGUAUUGGGAGGGGACAAGGGUGCGAGAGUACAAAGUGCCGUUUGCGGAUGUGGUCGACUUUGUUAAACAAAAAUUAAGUCCCGAUACAGCAGUCCGAAACCCUGAUUACGGUAACCGAUCAAUAAGUUGGUGUGAGAGUGACAAAUCUAGCGGACCCUGUAUUUCGGUUACAUUUGUCAAAGCUUCAAACAGAAUAACCAAGAACUGUAAACGACACUGUGAAGCGCAGAUUAACAACCAGAUAACGUCUAUGCUCGUGCAUCUGGGCUUACAAAAUUCACUUGGGCGCGUAAAAGUCAGCGUUAUAGCGAUGGCGUGCGAAGCGGCCUGUGUCCGCCAGUUGUGCGCUCACCUGUCGGCGCCUCUUCAUCCGCACUAUUUGCCUCACGUUUUCAGACAAGUUUCUGACGAUUUCGCGAAACGUCAAAAUAUCUUAGAAGAAGCGCUUCAGGAGUUGACGAAUCUUGUGAAACAGAGUAACCAGAGUCGUUCGCCAGAGGAAACACAACUCUACGCUCUGUAUUCUAUACCAGAUUCAUUGUGUAGAAUAAUUACUUGA